This is a messenger RNA of Arabis nemorensis, 747 nucleotides long. NCBI's taxonomy places the organism in Eukaryota, Viridiplantae, Streptophyta, Magnoliopsida, Brassicales, Brassicaceae. The record is from the annotation of a GenBank genome assembly.
AUGUCUCACAUGUUUCUCAGAUGCAUCGGCAUUUCCCAGAUCGCUUCUCAUAUGAUGUAUUCUGUUCAGGCUGGUUUGAUGCUGGGGCCUCAAAUGUUUAAUUUACUUGAGAAAUCAUCGGAGAAAUUAUCGUUGGACCCGGCGUUGGAUGGAAGUGCGGUGUUUAGAUGCGUCUCAGUGUGUGGAAGCAUUCUUUUUGCGUUCUUAACGUCAGUUAGAAUCAGCCGUAGAUUGGCAUUCAACAAUGGACCUCUGCCCAUCGUGAUUGGGAUCUUGACCUUCAUCGUUCCUCUGUUUGGCGGCUUAUGUUUCUGGAACCUCUACAAGGACAAUGUAGACCCUCACUACAUGUCGCCGAAGAAAGUACUCGCCGAGCGCCUUGUGAUCAUUGCAAGCCAAUCCUCGAUUCUCUUGCCCACCGUUACAUAUUUCCUGUCGGAGCUCAAGAUCCUUAACUCCGAGCUUGGUCGGCUAGUAAUAUCUUCGUCCAUGAUCAAUGACGUCCUCGGGAUCUUUGUCAACAUAAUCGGCUAUUCCGCGGGAACAUACAGGAACAUCUCCCCGGCAACAGCCUACCGUGACAUCGUAGCAGCCAUCGUCCUCUUUCUCACUGUCUUUUUCAUUUUUAGGCCGGCAGUAGAAUGGAUUGUAGAACGCACACCGGAAGGCAAACCUGUGGCGAAUAAGUAUGUACAUAUUGCGAUUUUGAGCGCAUUGGGCUCUGCCGCUUACUCCACUUUUUUUUAA